Molecule: messenger RNA, 498 nt
Organism: Phymastichus coffea
Lineage: Eukaryota; Metazoa; Arthropoda; Insecta; Hymenoptera; Eulophidae
Exons: 1
Coding region: 1-498 (165 amino acids)
Source: RefSeq, a predicted model, not a curated record
AUGAAAGAGCGCUACCCCGACACGCUCAACAAAACGAUCGUGCAAAUACGUCUCACCGCCGUGGACGGGCUGUGGAAUGAAAUCCGUAAAACGCACAAUGAAAUCGCGUUGUGUGCGGACGCAGAAAGGCAUGAAUAUAUUACCGAAAAUAAGUUCGACAAAAUAGACCAGGUGUAUGAGGAGACUCUGGACUGGCUAUCGAUUGUGAUGACGAAGUUUCCAAAAGACAUAGAGAGCAAUUCUCGUCGACGCGAGCGGAAUGAAGACAGUGACGACGACCUACCAGCAAAACUACCCAGGCUCGAUCUACCUAGUUUCUCGGGCAACAAUUACGAGGAUUGGGAGAGCUUCGCAGACAUAUUUCGAACACUCGUGUACGACGCGCCGCGUAUUAAAGAGACUACCAAACUUCAAUAUCUGAAAACGUGCUUGAAGGACACUGCGGCUGACUUAAACGAAGAUGUAACAAUUUUGGGCGUGAAUUACGCAUCUACAUAG